Molecule: messenger RNA, 861 nt
Organism: Thyridium curvatum
Lineage: Eukaryota; Fungi; Ascomycota; Sordariomycetes; Thyridiales; Thyridiaceae
Exons: 2
Coding region: 1-861 (286 amino acids)
Source: RefSeq, a predicted model, not a curated record
AUGGAGCACCACACUGUGUGGCCGCGCGUGCAACUACGCCUACUUCUAUGUAUCCGGUGGUGCCUGUGUAUCAUUGCUGUCGUGCUCGCGGGCUAUACUGGAACGCGCUUCAGGGUCUUUCUCAGCGGGGACGACCCCGUCAGGCAGCUCAUGCGCGCCAUGGUGGCUCUGGUCUUUACGACCGUGCUGGCAGAGAUCCCGGCCUUGCUGGUACCGCUGGUGUACCUCGCCAAGGGAAGCUUGACGCCGGCCCUGAUGGUGCGCAUGUCGGCCGCGCUUGUCUUUCUCUGGGUCGCCAUCAUGGGACUCUGCGCUGGUAUACUGGGAUCCUAUGUGGACCUGAGCGCGAAGCACGAGGAAGUGGUUGGCUUGCUGGCUGUCAUCAUGCUACAGGUGGUUACCACAUUUUACAUGCUGGGUUGGUCAUCCAAUAUAAGACGCAGGGGAUACGGCGAACAGGUACGCCGUGUUCAACAUCCAGCAGUCCCUGAACGGGAGGCCAGACAGCUACCGGCAACGAGUGCUCGCCCAACCUCUCUGCCGACACCGAAAGCUGCUGCCACACUCCCAUAUCGGUAUCCAGCCCAGGCCAUUGAGCUCCCUGCGGAGCGUGAGCCAGUGCCAGCCCAAGAAAUGCGUGUGACAGCUUCUCCGCCACUUUUGGAGCUGCAGAAUGUCUAUCAGCCACACCAGUCACAUGAACUCGCCACGCAGUCACGGACGGGCCAUCCAUUGCCACCCAGACCAGGAAGCCACGGAUACAUCACGAACCAUGACACGAUCGUUGUCAAUGGCGUGGUGUACAGGGCUGUCACCCCUGGCCAGCCCUUCCGGCCUGUUUUUGAACUCUACGGCGGUUGA